AUGACACAGAGACAAAUACCCAAGGUAGAUGAGGAUAAACAUGGAGUUCUGAGUGUCGUUUUUGUUCAGCCUUUUGCAUUAGGACGAACUCAGAUAUCUAUCUAUCUAUCUAUCUAUCUAUCUAUCUAUCUAUCUAUCUAUCUAUCUAAGUUUGUAUUUAUAUCUAUCUAUAACAUUAUUCAUAUCUAUCUAUCUAUCUAUCUAAGUUUGGUUAUAUAUCUGUCUCACUUUAUCUCUCCCUCCAUACUCUAUCUAUCUAUCUAUCUAUCUAUCUAUCUAUCUAUCUAUCUAUCUAGAACAGUCUAUUCAUCUCUCUGUUUUUCACUAUCACAGUAUUUAUAUCUAUCUAUAACAUUAUUCAUAUCUAUCUAUCUAUCUAAUAUUUAUAUCUAUCUAUCUAUCUAUCUAUCUAUCUAUCUAUCUAUCUAUCUAUCUAAGUUUGGUUAUAUAUCUGUCUCACUUUAUCUCUCCAUCCAUACUCUAUCUAUCUAUCUAUCUAUCUAUCUAUCUAUCUAUCUAUCUAUCUAUCUAGAACAGUCUAUUCAUCUCUGUUUCUCUCUAUCACAGUAUUUACAUCUAUCUAUCUAUCUAUCUAUCUAUGUAUUUAUUUCAAUAUUUACCUUUGUUAUUUUCUUUCUCUCUUUCGUACACAACACACACUUUAUCUUUCUCUCUCUCUCUCUAAAAUGUCUAUCUAUCUAUCUAUCUAUCUAUCUAUCUAUCUAUCUAUCUAUCUAUGUCUUUCUGUUCAAAUCUAUCUAUUUCAAUUUUCUCAUUUCUGUCACUGUUAAUAUCUAUCUAUCUAUCUAUCUAUCUAUCUAUCUAUCUAUCUAUCUAUCUAUCUAUCUUAUUCUGUUCAUAUCUAUCUAUCUUAUUGUGUAUUUGUCUAUAUUUCUGAGAGCAGUCUAUCUCAUUCUGUUCCUUCCUAUCUAUCUAUCUAUCUAUCUAUCUAUCUAUCUAUCUAUCUAUUUUCACUUUGUCAUUUCUAUUUUAUCACUGUUAAUAUCUAUCUAUCUUUUCUGUUCUGUUCAUAUAUAUCUUUUUUAUUCUGUUGAUAUCUAUCUAUCUAUCUAUCUAUCUAUCUAUCUAUCUAUCUAUCUAUCUAUCUCAGUUUUUUCAUUAUCUAUCUAUCUAUUGGAUUAUUUUCAUUAUCUAUCUAUCUAUCUAUCUAUCUAUCUAUCUAUCUAUCUUCUUUCCAAUUGA
Acanthosepion pharaonis is the source of this 1203-nucleotide messenger RNA. Lineage: Eukaryota; Metazoa; Mollusca; Cephalopoda; Sepiida; Sepiidae. The record is from the annotation of a GenBank genome assembly.